This is a messenger RNA of Beta vulgaris subsp. vulgaris (sugar beet), 2874 nucleotides long. Its product is annotated as nuclear cap-binding protein subunit 1. Gene Ontology annotation, molecular function: protein binding; RNA cap binding; mRNA binding. NCBI's taxonomy places the organism in Eukaryota, Viridiplantae, Streptophyta, Magnoliopsida, Caryophyllales, Amaranthaceae. The transcript has 2 exons. Gene Ontology annotation, biological process: nuclear-transcribed mRNA catabolic process, nonsense-mediated decay; mRNA export from nucleus. Gene Ontology annotation, cellular component: nucleus; nuclear cap binding complex. The record is from RefSeq and is a predicted model, not a curated record. Bases 87 to 2663 code for a protein of 858 amino acids.
CAGCCUCACACCCUCCCCUGUCAAUCGGGCACACUCUUCACUUACUCAAUCCCUCUCCUCCAAUAUUCUCUCUCAUCACCACCACAAUGAGUAGCUGGAAAACCCUAAUUCUCCGAAUCGGCGAAAAAUGUCCCGAAUACGGCGGAAACCUAGACUUCAAAGAACACAUCGACAGUUGCUACGCCAUUCUUUGGCGCGAAUUAGACCAACAAGAAGACCACGAAAUCCUAUUCUACGUCCUCCAAUGCGCCGAACAAUUGCCUCACAAAUCUCCCUUUUACGGCACCUUAAUCGGUCUCCUAAACCUCGAGAAAGAAGAUCUCGGCAAAUUAGUAGUCGAAACCACUCAUUCCAAUCUUCAACAAGCAAUUCAGUCGGAAAAUUGCGACAGAAUUCGUGUUUUGUUGCGAUUUCUCACUGUUUUGAUGUGUAGCAAGGUUCUUCAACCUGCUUCUUUGGUUGUUGUGUUUGAGACUUUGCUUUCGUCAGCUGCUACCAUUGUUGAUGAGGAGAAAGGCAAUCCUGCUUGGCAAGCGCGCGCUGAUUUUUAUAUAAGUUGUGUUUUGUCAUGCCUUCCGUGGGGAGGUGCUGAGCUUAUGGAGCAACUUCCUGAGGAUAUUGAUCGACUUUUGGUUGGGAUUCAAGCUUAUUUCAGUAUUCGGAGACACCUUAUUGAUUCUGGCUUUUCUAUUUUUGUGGAUAUUGCCAAAGAUCACACAUCAAAUGAUAAGGAUUUCCUGGAAGAUUUAUGGGGUCGAAUUCAGGAUUUGUCCAACAAUGGUUGGAAACUUGAAAGUGUUCCCAGGCCCUACCUCUCUUUUGAAGCUCAGCUUGUAGCUGGAAAGUCUCAUGAUUUUGGGCCCAUUAUAUGCCCUGAGCAGCCAAGAUUGCCGUCUACUACUUCCAGUGUUGCCUUUGGUAGACAGAAGCAUGAAGCUGAUCUGAAAUACCCACAAAGAAAUCGCAAGCUAAAUAUAUUUCCUCAAAAUAAGAUUGAGGAUUUGGCCCCUAUAGAUCAGUUCAUUAUGGAAGAGUAUCUGUUAGACAUUUUGUUGUUCCUGAAUGGCUGUCGGAAAGAAUGUGCUGCUUACAUGGUUGGCCUUCCAGUACCCUUCCGCUACGAGUACCUCAUGGCCGAGUUAGUCUUCUCACAACUCCUUUUGCUUCCUCAGCCACGAUUCAAGUCAACAUAUUACGCUUUAGUUAUCAUGGAUCUUUGUAAAGCGCUUCCUGGGGCAUUCCCAGCAGUUGUAGCUGGCGCAGUACGUGCUCUUUUUGACAAGAUUGCUGAAUUAGAUACGGAAUGUCGAGCUCGGCUGAUCCUUUGGUUUUCUCAUCAUUUAUCGAACUUUCAAUUCAUUUGGCCCUGGGAAGAAUGGGCCUAUGUCUUGGAACUUUCAAAGUGGGCUCCCCAACGUGUAUUUGUUCAGGAGGUUCUGGAAAGAGAAGUUCGAUUGUCUUACUGGGAGAAAAUCAAGCAGAGUGUUGAAAAUGCACCUGGCUUAGAAGAGUUACUUCCUCCAAAGGGUGGUCCAAACUUCAGAUAUAAUGCAGAAAAUGGCCGGAACAAAGCUGAGUGGCUUGCUUUGUCUGAAGAACUGAAUGGCUUGGUUAGAGGCAGACAAACUGUACGAGAAAUAAUAUCAUGGGUAGAAGAAAAUGUGAUUCCUGUGCAUGGGUUGGAAGUGACUAUCCAAGUAGUGAUUCAAACUUUAUUGAAUAUUGGAGCGAAGAGCUUCACUCACCUAAUGACUGUUUUAGAAAGAUACGGCCAAGUCAUUGCUAAGGUAUGUCCAGAUGAGGACAGGCAAGUCAUGCUAAUUAAUGAAGUUAGUACUUUCUGGAGAAACAGCACUCAGAUGACUGCCAUAGCCAUCGACCGUAUGAUGGGUUAUCGUCUGAUCUCUAAUUUGGCUAUCGUGAGAUGGGUCUUCUCUUCAGAAAAUGUGGAUCAGUUCCAUACAUCAGAUCGGCCUUGGGAGAUUCUCAGAAAUGCUGUAAGUAAAACAUACAACCGCAUAUGUGAUCUAAGAAAAGAAAUCUCCUCACUGAAGCAACGUCUUCAGUCAGCAGAAGAAGCAACAGCUAAUGCUAAAGCAGAACUAGAAACAGCUGAAUCAAAACUUACACUUAUGAAUGGUGAACCCAUUGUUGGUGACAAUCCUAUCAAGUUGAAACGCCUUAUAUCUUCUUCUGAGAAGGCUGAAGAGGAAGAGGUGGCUUUACGGGAAUCCUUGGAGGCAAAAGAAGCUCUACUUUUCCGUGCCCUCGGUGAAAAUGAGGCCUUGUUUCUCUCCUUGUAUAAGAAUUUUUCCAUCGUUCUGCUUGAUCGUCUCCCCAAGGGCUCUGCAAUUGGGACAUCUCGUAGCCUUCGCGCUAGUCUGAUUGACACAAUGACAGUAGAUUCUGAUGAGCCAUCAGUAAUGGAUAUAGACCAAGAGAAAGGUCUAAAUAGUGUGUCAAAUGGGGAGAAAGGAUCUGCUGCUUACAAUUUAAGUGAAACUGACCAAUGGGGUUUAUCGACACUGGGAUAUGUUAAGGCAAUCACUAGACAAUAUGCUUCUGAGAUUUGGCCUCAUGUUGAGAAAAUAGAUGAAGAGAUCUUGAGUGGAAGUGUGCACCCGCUUUUCAGGAAAGCUGUUUAUUGUGGUCUAGGUCGGUAACUGAUGAACAAUUGCAAACAUCUGUAACAGAGAAGCAGUUUAUUGUGGGGUAGGUAGUUUUAACUGAUAAGACAUUGGACACAGGUGUAUGUGUAUCAGGAAAGCAGUUUAGUUGUAAAGUAGGAAUAUUUUUUAAGGUGAUAUGUCAUUCCCAGUUUUAUCUUGAUUUUGUCCGAGAAUUUUAUGUUUUGUAACAGCUGUGAGUUCAUCA